AUGGCCAGAGGGUCUUCUCCUGGGAAAGCAAAGGCCAGCGUUAAAGCGGAUCCAUCAUCUGUCCGACCCACGUCAAGAGGUUCAUACGCGUCUUCGAAAGUAGGGCUGGGGGACGAAGCGUCCUCCUUUGGCAUGAUUUCGGCGGAACCCGGACCUCGUGCGUCGACCGCAGCUAGCAUCGCAUCGUCGAGCUCCGGAGGCAGAAAGAGCUUGAGAGACCAGCUAGGAAUACUGAGAAAGGCUUCCCGGGAGCUCUCCUGUGAGAAGGAUAGAAAAGCGGAGCGUUUGCGCAAGACGAGCAGCUACAACGACAGCUUAAGACACAACAUUCCGCGCAGUCGAGCCAGCUUGCGUUCCAUGCACUCUAUGGCCGAUCUGGCAGAAGAAGGCCGACCAGCAGGCAGCGCCAUGGAGCCUCAUCAGGAGGAUGUGCCCACGACGGUGCCAAAGGAAAAUGGCCACUCAUCCCCAUCCACUGCUGAGGUCGUGAAUAUGUCGAUUCCUGGAGGAAUUGGAAGCGGGAGGGUCAUUCCGACGCGAGAAUCCUCUCUACGGCAUAGCUACUCUUCGAGCUCCAAGAAACGGGUAUCGGCCCGUCACAGUCGAUAUUCGUCCAGGGGGAGCAAAGAUUUGAGACUCGAGACCGGCGUGGAAGCGGAGCAGGUGACUAGAAGGAUACAGGAAGUCAAGGAUCAGCAGCAGAGGAUCAAGUCCGAACUCCAAGGAGAUAAGAGUCCCGUUAGGUCGACAAGAGGAGCUUCCGCAAGGCCAACGCAUCCGUCGCGAGCCCUCACAGAUCCGAACCCUGUUCCCUUGCAUCAUGUCACCACAGAUGACACUAGGUCGAAUCUGGAAGAAAGUGCACCUUCUCCAUAUGUAAUGACGGGUAAGAUGAGGUCAAGCGCUCGGUCAGCCGGGCCACUUUCGUCGAGGACCCCGAACAUGCAGCCCCUGGCACUGAGGAAAUCGUUGGAGAAACAAGACUUGAUGGACAAGGUGUAUUCACGCCGUUCAGUUGAGUCAUUGGCGCCUAUGACUCCCCUCAGCACUAGAAGCCACAGGCGAACGCCUUCGGGUCCGGUGUCUCCUGGCCAUGCCUCAACAACAGAGGAAAGACCAUCGAGUUCCGACUCCAUUGAUCUGGCGGUGUUCGACUAUGUUGAUUCUCCCAGACUCACUCAAAGAGUGACCCAUCCCACUUCUGGCCGUACAAUCGCGUUCUCUGAAGUCGGCGAUCCGAAGGGCUACGUCGUGCUCUGCUGUCUUGGGAUGGGCUUGACCAGGUAUCUCAUGGCCUUCUACGACGAACUGGCGCGAACCCUCAAAUUACGACUGGUUACUCUGGAUCGCCCCGGGGUUGGUGAGAGUGGACCUUACCUGGACGAGCCCGGAAACCCCUUGAGCUGGCCAGAUGACGUUGCUAUCGUUUGCAAUCACCUCAAAGUCACCAAGUUCUCUAUUCUCGCACAUUCGGCAGGAGCUAUCUACGCGUUAGCCACGGCUCUGCGAAUCCCACAGCACAUCCGUGGCCGUAUCCACCUACUGGCGCCGUGGAUUCCCCCAUCUCAGUUGUCCAGCAUUGGCUCGAUGAAAGAACCGGUCCCCAACAAUGCUGUACCUUACUCGCAGCGAAUCCUUCGGGCUCUGCCCACGUCCCUGCUCAAGGUUGCCAAUUCAAGUUUCAUGAGUGCCACCAGUGCCAGCAUUACCACCAGCCUACCCAAGUCUCCUCGACGAAGCAAGCGCAAGAGCGCUGGCAAGGAUGCAUCUACCCCUGCUACAAACAAAUCGACCCCGUCAAAGAUACAACAACAAGGUGACGAUCUUAAAGCUCUACAGAACAUGGAAACUCUUAUGAUCUCCAACAAGAACUCCACGAAAACCCCGAAUAAGACACAAGAUGCGGGUGUGACAGUAUCCCAGGAUCGUGAACGCCAGACCGACUAUGAUAACAGGCUGACCCACAAGAUUUGGGAGCUUGCCACCACGAACGCUAACCCGGCCGUUGACCUACUAAUCUGCCUGGAGCGUCGUCAACCGAUCGGCUUCCGAUACGUGGAUAUUACCCGGGCGGUUGUCAUUCACCACGGGAGCCGAGACACUCGCGUCCCUGUAGACAAUGUCCGCUGGCUCGGCAAAAUGAUGCGGCGUUGUGAGGUACGGGUGCUCGAGGGCGAGGGCCACGGCUUGAUGGCAUCUGCAGCCGUUAUGGGCAGCGUCCUGACGGAGAUCGCAAAAGAGUGGGAGGAUUGGACCACCGUCGUCCAGGGGAGGCGCAGAGCGACGACCGUCAAUCAUGGAGCGCGAUCCGGUAUCACGCUACAAGCUUCCUCAUAG
Molecule: messenger RNA, 2337 nt
Organism: Penicilliopsis zonata CBS 506.65
Lineage: Eukaryota; Fungi; Ascomycota; Eurotiomycetes; Eurotiales; Aspergillaceae
Exons: 2
Coding region: 1-2337 (778 amino acids)
Source: RefSeq, a predicted model, not a curated record